GGCUGAAAACAGGUAGACGGACACAAGACAGAUUCAGAGGCAAGAGACACCUACCCGCCGCACAGCACUUCCCCACACCUCAAAACCAAGGGAAGAAAUGCUUCUAUCUUUGGGCUUGACAUAAACGACACCUCCGGGGAGCCAGCUCAAGAAUAAGAUGGCCCCAAAUUCUAUCCACUGGUUCCGGAAGGGCCUCCGUCUCCAUGACAACCCGGCGCUGCGGGAGGCGGUCAGAGGGGCGGGCACGGUUCGCUGCGUUUACUUCCUGGACCCGUGGUUUGCAGGCUCCUCCAACGUCGGGGUCAACAGGUGGCGGUUCCUCCUCCAGUGUUUGGAGGAUCUGGACGCCAACCUCCGGAAGCUCAACUCUCGCCUUUUUGUCAUCAGAGGCCAACCGGCCAACGUGUUCCCGCGGCUCUUUAAGGAGUGGAAGAUCUCUCGGCUGACGUUCGAGUACGAUUCAGAGCCUUUCGGGAAGGAGAGGGACGCUGCCAUCAAGAAGCUGGCGAUGGAGGCGGGGGUGGAGGUCAUCGUGAAGAUUUCACACACCCUCUACGACCUGGACAAGAUCAUAGAGCUGAACGGCGGGCAGCCUCCUCUCACCUACAAGCGUUUCCAGACCCUGAUCAGUCGACUGGAUCCUCCUGAGAUGCCUGUAGAGAUGCUCUCGGACACCCUGAUGGGUCGCUGCGUGACCCCCAUCUCUGAGGACCACGGAGACAAGUACGGGGUCCCGUCCCUGGAGGAGCUGGGCUUCGACAUCGAGGGCCUGCCUUCAGCCGUGUGGCCGGGAGGAGAGACCGAGGCUCUGACGAGGAUAGAGCGCCAUCUGGAGAGAAAAGCCUGGGUGGCUAAUUUCGAGCGUCCCAGGAUGAACGCCAACUCGCUGCUGGCCAGCCCGACAGGCCUGAGUCCAUACCUGCGCUUCGGCUGCCUCUCGUGUCGCCUUUUCUACUUCAAGCUGACCGACCUCUACCGAAAGGUGAAAAAGAACAGCUCCCCUCCCCUCUCCCUGUAUGGCCAGUUACUGUGGCGGGAGUUCUUCUACACCGCGGCGACCAACAACCCACGCUUCGACAAGAUGGAGGGGAACCCCAUCUGCGUCCGCAUCCCCUGGGACAAGAACUCAGAAGCGCUCGCCAAGUGGGCCGAAGCUAAGACAGGUUUCCCCUGGAUAGACGCCAUCAUGACCCAGCUGAGGCAGGAAGGCUGGAUCCAUCACCUGGCCAGGCAUGCGGUGGCCUGCUUCCUCACCAGGGGGGACCUGUGGAUCAGCUGGGAGGAAGGGAUGAAGGUCUUCGAGGAGCUGCUUCUGGACGCGGACUGGAGCGUGAAUGCGGGCAGCUGGAUGUGGCUGUCCUGCAGUUCAUUCUUCCAGCAGUUUUUCCACUGCUACUGCCCCGUGGGCUUCGGCCGGCGCACCGACCCCAACGGGGACUUCAUCAGACGAUACUUACCUAUCCUCCGAGGUUUCCCCGCUAAGUACAUCUACGACCCGUGGAACGCCCCGGAGUCCGUGCAGGCGGCCGCCAAGUGCAUAAUCGGCGUCCAUUACCCGAAGCCCAUGGUGCACCACGCGGAAGCGAGCCGGCUCAACAUCGAGAGGAUGAAGCAGAUCUACCAGCAACUUAGCCGAUACAGGGGACUGGGCCUGCUGGCAUCAGUGCCGUCCACCAAUGGGAAUGGAAAUGGAGGAAUGAUGGCCUACUCUCCCGGAGAGCAGCAGCCAGGGACCAACAACAACAGCAACAACUCACACCUGCCUGGAGUGUCGGGGAACUCUGUCGCCACGGGUAACGGCAGCGGGAGCAUCCUACUCAACUUUGACAAUGAAGAACAGACCAGGCCGAGCAGCGCUGGACAACAGCAACAACGACUGCAACCCCUCCCGCAGCAGCAGCAGCCGCAGCAGCAGCAGCAGCAGCAGCAGCAGCACGGUUACCACUCACUGCCAGACGCCAGCCAGACCAUCACCAGCAGCUUACUCUACCACGAGUUCGCUGUGCCUCAACACCCAGGACUCCUUCUGCACACCAGAGGUAUCACAGGAAAGAGGGAGCGCGAGUCGGAACGCGAAGGGUCGGGGGAGAAAGAUCCGGCGUCCUGCUCCGUUCACAAGAUGCAGAGGCAGAGUGCUGAGACCACCUAGAGCAGGCGACACCGCCCGGAUGCACAUCGCAGCCACCGUCCGGCCAGCGGGGAGAGAGGAGAUCCCAACCUGUCCUCCGAACGCUCGCGGCUCCGCCGGCUCCUCUUCAACUCAGUGCAUCUAAAACCGCUCUCCCUCUUUACUGUCAGAAAUUCCCCGGGGUGCGAACACAAAGGUGAAAAUGUGAUUUCUGACAGGCGCGACCACCUGAGAGGAACGUGCACAGAAACAAAACGCCUCAAACUUACAGCUCGACAAAUUAUUUGUACAAAAUGAAAAUAAGAAUAAAAAACUACAUUAUUGUCUUAAAGCUGCUGCCACCAGCCAGGAAACAUGAACUCUGCAGCAGCUGUAAAUAGUAACGGGAUGUUUCGCCUCCGUGUCCUUCAGUCGCCUCGUUAAUGUGAAGCCAGGCUGAUGUGCGGGGGUUCGCAGAGAGCUCGGUGCUCCAGCUGUGCAGCGUGAGCGUGCUCGCUGCUCCGUCUCACGGUGUCAUCACCAGCAUCACCACCACACCUGUGACCGCUCAGGCUCACUCACUGUUUCUCCCGUCGGUCAGAGCGCACAUUGUAAAUAAGAUCAUUCUGUUUUUAACGAAAAGAAGGACGAGCUCCCCUCGUCUUCAGACCGCCUGACUGACCCCGAUGUCUCCGACCCAAAGCUCGCGGGUGUUCGCGCUUAUGGCCGCGAGAAAAUUCUUCCGCAGAUAUUUAGAUAAUCGGGUCACUGUUUCAUCUUUCAAAGCAAACUGCCAAACAUCUGCCGGUUCCAGCUUCCAGAGCGGAACGAUUCGCUGCUUUUCUGGAAUAAAUGAUCGUAGAUAAUCGGAAAUAUUGGACUUAGAGUUCAGCGUCAUGUGAUCACUUCCUGUGGACGAGCUGGGACGUAGAGAGUGGAAUUAUGGGUGAUAGUUUGUAGGAAGUACCGUGACGUCUGUGAGCUCAUCAGAGGAGACAGAAAGUAAAACUCUUCUUCAUCGUUAGCGUCGCUUCGUCAUCCUCACAUUGUUUCCCUCGUUAAUAACCGCGUGCAGAUCGGCGCUGUGGUCUUUAAGCGCUCAGCUCACAGCUGCUGACCGAGUCCGUCACAUUUUCACCUCUCUGUUGCCCCCGCUGAUCUUCAUCGUUUCCAAACGUCUCAAAACGCCUGAAGGAGUGAAGAAGCGGUGACUUUUGAAGUUUCUCGGAGGCGUCCGGGAUUGUUUUUGCUGUACAAACAACCAAAAAAGGCAGUUUUGGUUUGGGAGGAUGUGGUCGGAGGUGACUUCUGUCAGAACACGAGGACAGAGAACGCGGCGCCAGGCGAAGCUCCUCCUCUUCUUUUUUAACAGACUGUUUGUUAACCAGUCAGAACAAAAGAAACACAGAUCAUGACCUCACAUGACCAGACAGCAGUUAAAUGCUCCAUUCAUGAAACCGACGAAGACUCGUACGAACACGAACACGCCGAUAAAACCAACGAACGGAAACAAAACGAGAACAACCAGAAAAAGACGCGAGACGAGACGAGUCGACGUGGUGACGAGCUGGGCGACGAGAUCAGGUGCAAACUCUCAACAUCUCUCUUUUUUUAAGAUUUCUUAUAAAAACCAAAAAGUUGCAAAAAGGAAAAAAAAUCAAAGCUGAGUCGACACGUUAGCGGACAGGUGACAGGUGAUCCAAACGAGCUGAUUCUGUCAGCGCAGCAGAAACCAACAUUCCCCAGAAACAAGCGAGCCUCCCGACGAAGGAUCCCUACACCCGCCGCGGCCGCCGGAGACGCUCUGCGACCCCGACACGUGGCGAGAAGGGUCGCGAGAGGGUCGCUGUCGAGUCGAGAACGGGAGGACUGUGACAGCAUUGGACAGAUGAAGCUGGUGUCUUACCUUAUAGGUCCCAUCCACCCUCCUCCAUCACCUCCUCCAUCACCUCCUCUAUCACCUGUACUCCUGCUGAGCUGAGCCAGAGAAUGUAUGAUUCCCCCUGUGACACCCACCCAGCAGCCCCCCUGACACACACACACACACACACACACACACACAUACGCACACACACAUGCACACACACAUACGCACACACACACACACACACAUACGCACACACACAUGCGCACACACACGCACAUACACAUAC
Messenger RNA from Chelmon rostratus (copperband butterflyfish), 4260 nucleotides. RefSeq names its product cryptochrome-1-like. Gene Ontology annotation, molecular function: DNA binding; FAD binding. Gene Ontology annotation, biological process: circadian regulation of gene expression; negative regulation of DNA-templated transcription; entrainment of circadian clock by photoperiod. Bases 158 to 2149 code for a protein of 663 amino acids. Lineage: Eukaryota; Metazoa; Chordata; Actinopteri; Chaetodontiformes; Chaetodontidae. The transcript is spliced from 15 exons. The record is from RefSeq and is a predicted model, not a curated record. Gene Ontology annotation, cellular component: nucleus; cytoplasm.